UGAGGGAUCUUUCUGUGAUAUCUUACUCUUUUGGCUGGAACGGGGGAGGUUGUGCAAGGGGACCCAUCUAGAUGUCCUGACCUUCUACAGAAAGUACAAUAAAUAAGUCUUGCUAUUUGGAAAGGAAUGAGAAGGCCAUGUGAAUCAGCCCCCACUCUCCUCCCCCAGUGAGGCCAUCCUGGGCUCCUCAUCUCUAAUUGGCUGCAUUGGCCACCAAGGACAUACAUACUCCACUUGUUCCUGGACUUGCCUCUUGGAACUCGGGGAGUUGCUAGUGGAGAGCCUGGGGCUGAAAGAGAAAAGGGGAAGAGUUGUUUAUAAAUUUUCAACUUAAAGGACAGAAGGUUGUGGAGGUCCUUCUUGCCCAAUUUACUGAAUUGGGCUUAAGGCUGCCUCUAAGCCUAGGUCAGCUGCUGGACAGUGAGGAGAAGUGCCGGGCUCUGUAGCAAGGGCAAGGAAGGAGACUGGACAAUCUUAGUGUCUCUGGAGUCAGCAGAGACAUCAGCAGCGACCGCCCAGCCCGACUUGUGCCACAAGACUCAAACCGUCUCAUAGGAGGGAGCUGAGGCCUGGUGCCGACUCGCCGGAGCCCUCACGGCCUUUGCCUUCCUCAACCUGCUCUCCUUGUCUGUGGCCUUUCGGCACUCUCCUUGACCUACCUAAAGACCAAAUCAAGAAGAGAGGAAGAGACAACAGAGCAGACAGAGCACACAGAACCACCCCAGCUCCGGGAAGGUGGGAUCAUUGGGGAAGAGUUGGACAGAAGCAGCAGGGUAUGGAUUGAAACAAUAAAAGGUUAAAUUGAUGGAUGACCAACAAGAAAAGGAAUCUGCCUCAGAGGACAGAGGAACCAGGCUGAUUAAUGGGAUGAAAGAAAAUGCCCACCCCCAAGGCUCCAAUGACCAGGAUCUGAUGGUGAAGCUGGCAGCAACAACAUUGCAGACCCUGAGCCUGACGCCCAAAGAGACUCUGGUGUCUACGCGGGGCCUUCUGCCUCUGACUUCUAAGAAACCCUGCCUACCAAGUCCCCCAUCUCCCCUGAGGCUGACCGAUGCACCUGAACACUCUUCUAAUGAUUCUUCCGUGCAUGCUAUUGCCCUCACAUCUGGUAUAACCAAGGGCCUGAACACAUGGUCGCUGCCAGGGGACUGUGAGAAAGCUCCACUCACCAUCAUGGAACCUGGAGGCAUGUCGGCCUUUACUGGCGACUGUCUCAUGCAGCCAAGUCGGACUUGCCUGGGCUGUUUCAUUGAGUCUAAGGAUGGGAUUGACGCAGAACCGGGUAUAAGCUUGAAACCAGGUGAUAUAAAUAGGGAUUAUGAUACCUGUUCUGUCUCUGAUAUAGGGAUCCAUUGUAUGAACACGGGAGAAACCAUGAGAUUCGGAGAUGAGCUGCUUUCUGACCAGCUCCUAGGCUUCCCUCUCCAUAAAUCCAGGGCGGGAGACAAAAGAGACACAGAGAAAUCUGACAGUGACUCAGAGGACCCCACUCAGAAAAAUUAUUAUGAGGGAUUGCUAUUGGAUAAAUGCAACGGUGAGGAAACUCUGCUUUCAAAUGCUAACCAGGAAUGGGGCUACUUUGAAUCCUUCAUCAGUGAGAGCAAGAUCGAGCUCCUUGACCUCUGCUCAAAAAAUGAGCUGUCAGUCAACCUAUUUUCAGAAGAGGAUGUAGACAACUAUAUGUUUGAUGAUGACGACUCUACUCUGGGCAGUGACGUCUGCUCCCUGAAGAUCCGAUAUGAAUCCUUCCAGGACAACGUGCGAGACAAGACCAAUGUCCUGCAGGACGAUGCCCAGUUCAACUUCUUCCCCAGUGUUUUCACCAGCUGCUCCAAGAGGGAGACAAAGAAUGGAGGCCUGAAGCGGAGUGGAGACUCCUCCCAGUUCAAAGUCCCCACAGAGAGCAUCAUCUGGGGGGAAGAGGAUGAGGAGGAAGAGGACAAGAAAAUAAGAGACCAGGAAGCUGAAGUCCAGGAGAACAAGAGAGUAGAGGAAGAAGAAAAGGAGUUUGGAGGGUUGUCUGCCUUAAGCAAACCGUGCAAGGGGACCACUGAUGUGGUCAAGUAUGUCAAUUCCAAGCGCAACCCCUUCCUUGACACUGCCAACUCUGCAGAGGAUUCUGGGGAGUUCAGCGAUGACAGCUCCUGCACCGAGUCUUCAUAUGAUGCCUUGAAGGAGAUUAAGGAUUGUAGCCGCUAUCUUACCCGUGAUCCUCAUUCUGGCUCUUCUUCUGCCUCCACCACCAUCCAGCAGAACUAUGGACUGAGGGCUAAAAGGAAAGUCCGGUACAGUGAAGACUACCUAUAUGAUGUUGAUUCCAUAGAAAGUGAGAGGAUGUGCGAGAAGAAGGAGUGGCAGCCAGAUGGGCAGAAGGAGGAGGAUGAUGACGAGUGGUGCCCCAAGAAGAGACGGAAAGUGCCUCGCAAGGAACCUCCAGUCAUUAUCAAAUAUAUUAUCAUCAAUCGAUUCAAGGGGGAGAAGCACAUGCUGGUGAAGCUGAGUAAGGUGGACGCCAAUGAGAUGACGGUAACAUUGAAUGAGAACCUGCUGCACAAGUACGCCAGGCUGGCCCCACUGAAGGGCUUCUGGCAAGAGAAGCAGCAGAAUCGCCUUGAUUCCCUUAGAUCCACCCUUUAUCACAAGCAAAGCUUCCACCUGAAUGGCCUCGAGGCCCCAUUCCCACCUCCUCCUCGGAAAAGAAAGUGCAAACUGGCCAACCGGCACAGGAUCCAGAGAAUCCAAGCCAUCGAACAAUCGACAAACAAACAGGGCUCCUUCUCCUGUGAUCAGAAGCAAGCUGCUGGCAGUAAAGAAGAUGCAGGCUCAAAAGGUGCACCUCACACAGGGGCUAGAGCUACCUCCAGCUGUGCCAGUGAAGCGCAUUUAAAUGACAUGGCUGGUCCUGACUCAGCGAAGAGCCGAUCACAAGACCGAGAGUUCCGGAAAGGGCCAGAGAGGAAAGUGCUCCACCGAAUCAAAUUUAAAAGUGAAGCCAGGUUAAAAUGCAAGAAGAACAAAGCUGGGCAGGAAAGCAGUAAGGCGGCCCCUCAUCCAGCCCCAGACAGCCAAGAGGCAGGCUCCAGUCUCAAGAAUGAGAAUAUUCGUAGAGCCCCGGACAGCUCCCAUCGAUCCAAUUGUCGGGAAGAUAACGCUACUAAAAAUUCUCUCUUCUUACCAGCCACCUGCUCGCCUGACGCGCCUCUGCCAUCUGCUAAUAUCGCCACCAAUGUACCCGUUAUCCCUGGAGGGUAUCUGCAGACAUUGUUAGAUGCAUCGGAUUUAUCAAAUGCUACCGCCAUCUCCUACUUCACCCACCAUCCCCCAGGCCAGCAUUCUGCUGUCCUUCCUCAGCCAGAAAAAGCAUUCACAUCUCUCCAAACUGGCCAGAGCUGUGUGCUCUCCCCACCUUCAGAAUCUGAGCUGCAGCACUCACCCCAUCCCCUCAAAAUGGAUGCAAGUUCCUUUGGAAGUGUGUGGCCCAACAAGGCUAUGACUGGCCCUCAGGAUUUUAUGGCUGAUGCCUCAGGAGAGGCAACUGGGGCCCUCUCAGGCAAGUUUGGUGGCUCUGAAAUAAUUCCAACAGGGGAUAACCUCUCAGCUGCUAUCUAUGGCCCAAUGGGGGGCAGCAAGCACCCAUACCCCACUAAAUAUAUGCAGGACAACCAGCUGCCACCCGAUGAUGUCUAUCAGCAGUGCCAUUUCAAUAAUGCAGAGGGCUGCUUUCCUUUCCAUCGGGGCACGCUCAACACAGACAAUGGCCGGCUCAUUAGCUUUGAUUCUGUGGGCUCGCUGUCAGUCAGCUCCAGCAAUUACAGCUCCUUGAGCUUGAAGUCUUGUGAAAAGGAGGGUGAUGAGGAUAUCAAUGAUGACUUCUUAGCUCACUGCAGUCCCAAGCUGGUGAUCCAGCAGAGCAUUGAUGAGAUCACCCCCUUAAAGGAGUCCACUGACCUCCUAGACAUCUCUAACUUCACACCGGACAAAUUCCGCCACUCAUCUCUCUCAGAGAUGUCUCCACCAGACACCCCUAGUCUUUCGCCACAGAUCACAGGCUCAGAGAAUAGUAAGGCACUAGGGGUACUUAAGGUGUUCCCAGAGGGCACCCCAGGCCCUUUGAGCAGCGGAGAGAAGGUCAAGUGGGACUGUGGCAGCCUUCCACACCAAGAUGAGACAGGUGAUGGAUUUAAUUUAUGUAACCAUCAGUUUCAGUUCCAUAUGUUCAAUGAUGAGGACUCUGUCGGCCUACUCCAAAAAAACCCUUGCCUGUCAACAUUUAAUGAGCCAUCUGGUCAAAUUAGCACCAGUAGCAAAGUGUCAAAAUCGAAAAAGAAAAGUUCACCCAGCAAGAGUGGGGUUACAAACCAAAGCUCUUCCCCAAAAGGCACCAGGAAAAAGACUUCUAAAGCCAACAAUAAAGGAAUUGAAAAGUCACCCAGCAAAGCCUCCCGUCAGAUGCCCAAGUCAACGAGAAAAGGAAAAUAUGCAGCAGCUGUGGCUAAUGGUGAGAAAACUCAAAUCGGUCUCAUCCGAGGAGGGGGUCAGCUCAACAAUGCCGCCACGGGAAAGUUCUUGGCAGGAUGUAUGCACCAUGGUAGCCCCACAACCCCUGUGAAGAUGACAGGCCACAAAGACUUCUCUGGGGAGUGGUCAAUGGGGAAGGACAGUGGCACAGGCUGGACUGAUGUAGGCAUGGGCAAUGCCAACAGCCUCCUGGAUGAUGACCAGAGAGAAUUUGAAGAACCUUCUAACAUUUUGUCCAACAUUGCUUCUGGCAUGGCUGAUGUGCAGAGAUUCAUGAUGGCCUCCAUGGAGCCCCUUUGGAGCCCAGUGGGCCAUCAUGGGGUUCCAAAUAUAUACCGUUCUCCUGAGUCCAACAGCCUAAAAUUAAAAACCCUAAAAAUCUUGGCUGGUACCCCACAGGAGUCUAAGAAAAAGGCCAACAGUGGCUCCCCAGGAGCCAGUAAGAAUCACAGGUCACCCAAGAGUUCUAGCAGAAGCAGUGGGAAAGCAGUCGUAGGUGAUCCUGGCCGGGCAAACACAGCAGGAUACAACUCAGACAUUCACUCUCCCUUCUUGGAUAAAAACUAUAGUAACUUGAGCACUUUAGGGAAUAACGGACCUACACACAAAAAGUUAUACCGUCACAAAUCCAGCUCAAAAACCCUGAGGGAUGAGAAUUGUAAGGGAAAACGUCAGGAGCGGGAAGCAGCCCUCAAGGACUCAGCUGGGACAUCUACUUUCGAAAAACUGAGGUAAUAGUAUACCAAAAUGGCUCAGAUAUACCCUUAUCUUUCCUACUACCUGCUAAGCCUGCUGCAGUCCUACAUUUUCUCCUUUCUCAAAAACAAGUUUGCAUGAAAGAGACCAUCCCCUUUCCCCCUCCUACCUUUUGCAAAAUUAAAAAGGAAAUGAAAGGGGAAAAGGGCACCAGAAGUACUCACACUUGCAAGCUACCUAGAAAGAAUGAAAAAAAAAACAAACAAAAAAACAAAAAAACAAAACAAAACAAAAAAAAAACAAAGAAACAAAAAAAAACCCAAAAACAAACAAACAAAGAAAAGAUUCUUUUUUUCUUGACUCAGCUGGUGUUAAACACCAACAAGGCUCCUUUUUCCCCCCUCCAGUUUACGCUUCUGUUUUUAUUCUUUAUUUCUUGAGGGGAAAAAACUCCCAGUUAUCAGAUGUGCUCUUCUUAAUGAUUUAGAAAAGGGAAAGACUUCGGGGGAAACCACCUUUUGUAAAAAAAAAAAAAAUAGAACUUUUGAACACACACAAAAGCCAAAAAGGCUUCAAUGGAAAGGAUCUUUAGUUGGACAUUUGAGAGCUCAAACUUCACUGUGCUGCAUGUGGCCAAGUUGAGUGCUUUGUGGCCCCCUCUGCUGUUUAUAUCUUUGCCUGCAUCCUUCAGUAUCUACCACAGUUAAAUUGACGUUAAUAGAUAAUCCUGUGGUGGGACAUCCAUGAAAGCCAACAAGGAAGGAUGGCAUAAAAAGUUUGAUUUUUCUGCAGGGAAUUCAGACUAUGGUCUUCCUAAAGCAGAAACAGCAUUUUGAGGAUUUCCCUGUGUUGGAAAACAAGACUUAUUCUUCUCUAAUAAGACAUUUGAUGUUUGUUUUCUGUUUCUUUCAAAAUCUGCCUUGUGGUAUGUUGACAUGUAAGUGCUGAAAUUGAGUUUGACCUUGUGGGAAUACUUCUUUAAGUGCAAUCCCUAACCUGGGAUUCUCUAUGAAAAACUUUUAAUGAGUCAGACAGUUGUACAGUAGUUGAUGCACAAUGGCUCCAAAGGGAAAAACGACAACGACAAAACAACAAAACCACAAAAUUAUCGUGCCAAACUGAUGAACAAGUGACUGGACUGGAAACAUUGUUCCUUCUUUCUCAGCAUUGGGUUAUGAGUGUUGGGGGAAUUUAGCCCCUUUGACUUAACAAGAAACAUUCCAGUGGUCUGCUAUUAACCAACCCUACUUUCUUGGGUAACAGCUCUAGCUCUAGGGUAAAACUGGGUUGUUCAUUUACACCAAUUUACCAAAACUUAUGGACAAGGUUAACAGUGUGCCAAAUUGACUGACCUCAUUUCACAGAUGCACCCCCACAGUUUACAGCUCAAAAGUAUUCUCUCUCUCUCUCUCUUUCUCUCUCUCUCUCUCUCUCUCUCUCUCUCUCUCUCACACACACACACACACACACACACACACACACACAACUGCUAAACAAACAUAAAAGUCCUGUGUAGAAACAGGACCAGACCGGCAAGGCGAUGAGAUCUUUUUGUUCACACUCUCUUUGCCGAAGAAUUGAGUUCUAUUAGAAGAAUAUAGAAAACACGCCAGGUAAGUCUAAUAUAGGAAGUCGAGUGUACACAUUUCAAGAACAUUUUUCAAGGAAAUGAAACAGCUGCUUUGAAAGUUUCUGUUUUCUAAAAGCAAACUCUGUAGCUGAAGAUUAUUUAAAGUGCAAAGUUAUUGCUGAUCCUUUGUAUCUCCGUUUUAUAUCUUUUCUAAGAACCUGGGGAAAAUUCUAAAUAUUGGCAUCAAAUCUGUGCUGAUGAUGAAUCAAGUGUGUUGAUUGUUGCUUACAAUAUUUCAUCCUGCUUUGUGUCUUUUCUGGCUUCUAUGUUCUUGGAGUGUUUAAUUUCAUAAUGCUGAUGUCAUGUAACCUGUGUUUGGAUUUUAUUGAGAAUUUUAGUUUGAUCAUUUAUUUCUCUUUUUAUGUCAAAGAACACAGAGCAGUCUUGGGGGGGGGGAAUGAGCCAAUUAGGGCCAGACAACCUUAAUUGGGGGACAAGCAUCAAGUGCUACCCACUCAACCCAGUCCCAAAAGAAACAAAGUCUCUUUGCUUAGUGCCACAGUUCACACAUCCACUACUAUCGAUCCCUUUUGCCCCUCAACUGAUGCCUGUCCCUAGUUUAAAAUUGAUCAUCUCUUUUACUUGCAGUGGAGAGCCUCCAUGUCUGAUGCACUCUGAUCCAAAAUGAGAUCAUGGGGGUAAAAGUACUAUGAAAACUACUGAGCACUAUAAUGGGAUUGUUAUUAUUCUUUAUCAUCAUGAUUAUUAUUUGUCCUACUGACCUAGGAGUAAGAGGGCUGAGGUUAUGAGAAAGAGGUAAAGUGGGUAGGAGAAAAAGCUUAGGAGGCAAGAAAGGGACAGCAUACAUUUGGAAAGGGAGAACAUGACAGAUUAGAAAAGGACAAUGCAUAUUUUGAAAGGGAGGAUGUGAGCAAGGGUACCUACAGAUAGGGACUAGUUAGUGAUUGCCUUCCUAACAUGUUUACUCGGAGUUUUGGAAAGGUGCUAAAGAAGAUAUGGAAGGAGAAUCAUUCAGAAGCAUUGAAGGUCAGAAUUGGAAGGGAUCUUAGAGUCACUGAAUCCAACGCCCUCAUUUUACAGAUGAGGAAAUUGAGGCCCAGAGAGACAUGACCUGAGGUUAUGCCAUAAGUAACUGGCAGGGCCAAGACCCACCCCCAAGCUUCUUGACUCCUGAUCUAGGUUCAUGAUUCAUUUCAACAGUCUGCUAUGUUGACAGCUCUACAGCCAGGAAACACACAGGUAGCAAAAUGAGUAAAACCAGCUCUACCCUCAACGUGAAACCUGACUUUCCCUGGACAAGAGGGCUGGGAGCGAUUUGAAAGGCCAAUGACUGAAUUUAGGCUUUGACAGUCAACAAACAUUGACUCUGCUGUGUAACUUGGGAACAAUGGAAUCUUGACACCAAGUGAAACAAGACCCUUGCUCCACAACUGCUGUCCAAAAGGGGAAAAGACCCAAACUGGAAUACGCUCAUUCUGGCACUCUGUUGGGUAGUGUGUGCUGACUGCGCUGAAUGCAUGGGAGCUGGUUCCUAGAGCUGACCAAUUCAAGUUGCUUUAGCAAACUUUUCUUAAUUACCUGCUGUGGUCCGAAUGUUGCCUCUCCCCCAGAGAAGAGCACGAAGUCUCACUACAAUACGUCUCUUCCAUCAUGGAACUCAUAAUCUGGAGGGGGGGAGAUAAGACAAUCCAGAUAACUAAUUCACAAUACUAUGGACGUUAGAAUAAUCGAGGGGCUGGAUGAACUUUGAGAGAAGAAUCAUGACCUAUGGAGGUUAACAAGGGGGCUUCUUGGAAAAUAAUGCAUUCGAAUUGAGCUUCAUAGGAUAGGGAGGAAGUAAUCAGGUUGAAGAGAGCUAGGGAGGCCAUCCCAAGCAAAGAAGCAUCCAGAAUCUCAGAAGCCAAAGCCUUCCAGAUGGGAUGAGAGCCUGGAAGGGAGGGGUGGGGGAGGAGAGGGUUUGCCAUGAUUCUGAGUCUGAUCCAAAGAGACAGUGUUGGAUAUUGUUCUAUAAGUAGAAAAGAUUAGAUAAAAAGAAAAGUGGCUGGUUUGGGGGGAGUCUCAGAGAGUCAUUGUCAGGUCUACCUUGAAGUGGGGAGGAUGAAGUUAGGGAUUGGGGGUAGCAAGAAAUCAAUAAAUGAUGAGAACAUUUCUAUGUUUCAACUUGCUGUUAAGCAACUCCUUUGGAAAGAGAGAUUUUGAUGGUAUCUCCUGGGAACCAAUGAAGGAUUUGGUCUAGGGAAUAACACCUCUUUCUCUCCCCAAACCACUGACGUUUUCAGGCACCUUUUUUGGCCUGCAAACCAUUGGGUUUCCAAAGGUAUUACUAUAACUCAGAGUUCUAGAGAAAGGCACUGUAUUGAACCCAAAAUGAGGGCCUACACAUGGGAGAAAACUGCAGUAGGAUUUAGAAUGUGAGAUUGUAGAGCUGGAAGGGACCUUAGAGAUAAUGUAAUAAUACAACCCCUUUAUUACACAGCUAGCUAGGUGGCAUAGUGGAUAGAGUGCUGGACUUGAAGUCAGGGAAGACUUGAGUUCAAAUCCUGCUUAAGACACUUCCUAGCUGUAUGACUUUGGGCAGGUCACUUACCUUCUCUCCACCUCAAUUAACUUAUCUGUAAAAUGGGGAAAUAAUAACACCUACCUCACAGGGUUGUUGUGAGGAUCAAAUAAGAUAAUACAUACACACACACGAAAAGUGCUGAGCUAAAUAUCAUGAGCAAACUGUCACCAUUGUUGUUACAGAGGGUAGCUGAAGCCCAGAGAAGUCACACAGCUAGUAAGUGACCGUCGGGACUGGAACUGAAAGCUAGUGCUCUUUCCAUGAGACGCAGCCUAAUGUAGUAUGAGAAGCACUGGAUUUGGAGUCAAAGGGCCUGGAUUAGAAUCCUUGCCCUGCUAAUUAUCAGUUGAUAAAAUUUUUUCCCUCUCUUGGCUGCAUGCAGUUUCCUCAUUUAUAAAAUGGGAGAGGGUUGGACUAGCUAAUCCAGCUCCAAAUCUAUGAUCCUAUGAUCUCAGAGCUCCAAGCUCUUGAUCCUAUUCUAUGUGUAUAGCAUGUAUGUGUGUGUAUAUAUAUAUGCAUGGCACAUGCAACAUCGAGCCACCAGUAAUCUAGACUAGUUUUAGGAAGAUCCCAGCUUAGCCCAUCUAGGUCCUUGAAGACAGAGACACACCUUGAAAUCUGUGCUGAGAAGUUGCCCACAGCAUAAACUGCAGAUGAACCCAAAGGAGGAGAAUGUGUUUGCUGACUUCAGUAUUACUCCAGCAGAAAGACAAAAAUAAAGAUGUCACUUGUAUUACUUAGAUCAUAGGGUCAUUUAUUUCAAGCUGGAAAUUGCUUUUGACAUCAUCCAAUGACGCACAGGGCGGAGAUCUGAACCGAGGUCCUCUGACUUCAGAAUCAGCACUCUGUCCAGCCCAUCAUGAGAAGAAUGGAAUACCACCUAGCUCUAGCAGAAACAUUUGUGCUCUUGCAUUCUUGAAAAAUUCUCCAAUUGGAAGGUUGGGGUUGGUUUCAGUUUGGUUGGUUCAUUGAGACAGGGAAGGCUAUACUCCACUGCAAGUAUUAUUUUCUUUUUUUUUAAGAAAGAAAAGAUGUUUGAACUGUGUUUUGUUUCUUUUGUUUUUCUUGAUGAAGCCCAUCAUUAAGAUUGGCUUACCCCUAGAGGCACCCAAAUUUUUUAAAUGUCAUUAAUGGGGACCUCAAGCAAGCAGACCAAGCCUUUUAGAAGAGUUUCUCAAAUAGGGAUCUGAAAUAAAGGUGAGAGAAAGAACUUGCAUUGGCUUCAGCUGACUUCAGUCUGGGAGGCACCUCAUCCCUAGCUGGGAUGGUGUCAGUUAGGGGAUGAUGCUCAGUCUGCCUAGUACCAAAGCACAAACCCUUUACAGCACUUUCCUGGCUCAGCUGGGCAGCUCCUGAUAUCACUCAAAGGGAACUGGCUGGCUUAAGCCUGGGUUGACAUUGGGACCACAUGUUCAAUCCUUGAGAUGCGUGGGGUCCACAGAGCAAGACUGGGGAGGUAAGAGGACGCAAAAAAGCCCACGGGAGGACAAAAAAUAGUACCAAGUUUGUGGUAUCGGCAAGGCUUUCAAAAUUGGUAUCUCAGGUAAACAAGUGACAUUAAUGGCAGUAGAGAAACAGCCAUGGAAGGAAAUCUUAUCUAGAAGGUGAGGAUGGCUACUGGGGCCCAAGGUGAUGAGGUGGGAACUGCCAGACUAUUUUAAAGGCUUUGAAAGAUGCUCUGUUUAAAAGAGAAGAGAAACGUUUCUAGUUUGAAUGACCCUCUCCCUGGAUAGCUAGAAAAAUGUCAAGUUCUAAAGCACAAUGGAAAGGCCAAAAAAGAAAGAUCAACCCAGAGAGGCCUGGGAAACUACUUUGGACUUUGUCACAUAGUGGGAAGGAAAGAAAAAGGGAAGGAAGCAGGGUGGAGGUAGAAGGAGAUAGAUGCUCUCUUUGAAUUGCCUAAGGCACACUGGUUGUGCAGUUGUGAAUGUACCAUUCCUGCAGUUCACUUCCUUCCAUAGAACUUAAUGCACCUCUGGAGUAAGUUGUUAAUGUUUUAUGGUGCUAAAGGAAAGGAAAUGAUGAUUUUCAGCCCUGCUCUGACCCCCUAAGCAUUCAAGGAAAUUUAAAAAACACACACAAAAAAUCCUUUAAUGGCCCUUUUUAUGAAUGUAACAUAAACAUUUCUGUUUGACAUAUGACACUGCAAUUUUACCAUGAGUGAAAAUUAUUUGCCUUUUUUCUUUUAGAAUAAGCUUUAUAAAUAUUCUGUAGAGUCAAUUGAAGUAUAAUUCUUAAGGAUCAUUCUAAGACGCCUACAAAAUCUUGUAUAUUUUUAAGUGUGCCAAUUUGUAAAAUAUUUUGUAAGUGUAUAUUUUUCUUAGGAAAGUGCUGUGAAGUGUCUGUAUGUGCGAGGUUUCCUUUUUCCGCACCCCCGGGUGUGAAUAAAAGGACAUAUACUUAAAAGUUCCUGGUUUUAAAAACCAAACUAUAAAGAAAAACAAUGAAACUUUUGUUGGGAAUUUUGUAAUAAGAGACAUGUUGUGAACGAGUGUAGUGACCUUGUGUAAAGAAAACUGGAACAGUGGUGAACUUGCUGUUUUAUAGAACCUCCUUGUAAAUUAUUCUUGUAAUAUUUUUGGUUCUCUUGUUCUUGUUGCGAAGGUUUUAAAUAUUUGUGACUGUAUGGUGAAAAUGUCAUAUUGUUAACUUGCUGAGUUUUGUUAUAUCGUUUAUGGAAUAAAUAAAAACAGUUUAAAUCUUG
Molecule: messenger RNA, 12069 nt
Organism: Sarcophilus harrisii (Tasmanian devil)
Lineage: Eukaryota; Metazoa; Chordata; Mammalia; Dasyuromorphia; Dasyuridae
Gene: NEXMIF
Product: neurite extension and migration factor
Exons: 5
Coding region: 805-5253 (1482 amino acids)
Biological process (GO): negative regulation of neuron migration; negative regulation of cell adhesion mediated by integrin; negative regulation of cell-cell adhesion mediated by cadherin
Cellular component (GO): nucleus
Source: RefSeq, a predicted model, not a curated record